Molecule: messenger RNA, 4547 nt
Organism: Megalobrama amblycephala (Wuchang bream)
Lineage: Eukaryota; Metazoa; Chordata; Actinopteri; Cypriniformes; Xenocyprididae
Gene: uncx
Product: UNC homeobox
Exons: 4
Coding region: 452-1897 (481 amino acids)
Biological process (GO): regulation of DNA-templated transcription
Molecular function (GO): DNA-binding transcription factor activity, RNA polymerase II-specific; sequence-specific double-stranded DNA binding
Source: RefSeq, a predicted model, not a curated record
GAAAAAUAAUCAGAAGGUGGCUAAUCAAAUGUCAAGUCACCACCAGAGGUAAACGUCACGAUGACAGUGCUGAAAAUGACUCUAGAACAUUGUGCUUUUAUAUGUGUCAUCUUGCUGACCAAUAAGGGCUGCGUUUUCUCUUUUUGACUCUUGCCAGAUACAUCACACCAGAUAUCAGAGGAGGACUCAGGACUGGGAUCACCUGACAGCAUGUCGACGGCAUGGAGAAGAUGUGUUAGAAAAAGGGACCAUGAUUGCUGCAGAUCUGUUUGUUCUAGUUCUUCCUGUAACAAAAGAGAAGAGCCUAAGCUAAUUAUUGGAAGCUUCGUGUUGAUAAAGAACAGCUCAUCCUACUCUCCACAUCAUGUCCCCUCCUCGCUGGCCACUCUCGCUGCAUGUUUUUUAAAUUCACAUCACCAACCACCAGACGUCGUUUCCUUUUGCCUGGGAGAUGAUGGACAGCAGGAUACUGGAUCCACCUCAUGCCCAGUUCGGAGGCUCGCUCGGUGGGAUGGUGAGCUUUCCGUACCAUCUAAGCCACCAUCAUGUGUACGAAUUAGCCGGUCAUCAACUUCAAUCCACGGCCGCGGUUCCUUUCUCAAUAGACGGAUUACUUAACGGCUCCUGCACGGCUUCUGUGGUGAAUUCUAACCCCCUCUUGUCGUCUGGCUGCGGUAUGAAUGGAGAUAACCAACAGUACAAACUGACAGAUUCGGGGGAUCCAGAGAAGGAUAGCCCGGGUUGUAAAAGAAGACGAACUCGUACCAAUUUCACUGGCUGGCAGCUGGAAGAAUUAGAAAAGGCUUUUAAUGAAAGUCACUAUCCAGAUGUGUUCAUGAGGGAAGCACUUGCUCUGAGAUUGGAUUUGAUAGAAUCGAGGGUGCAGGUAUGGUUUCAAAACCGGAGGGCGAAAUGGAGAAAAAAGGAGAACACGAAGAAAGGGCCGGGGCGACCUGCACACAACUCUCAUCCGACGACCUGCAGUGGCGAGCCAAUGGACCCAGAGGAAAUUGCUCGCAGAGAACUGGAGAGGCUGGAGAAAAAGAAAAGGAAACAAGAAAGAAGGCUUUUAAAGUCCCAGAACAAACUCCUUCCCGGAGACUUAUUUCACACCCCAGGAUCUGACAGUGACAGUGGCUUGUCACAAGUAACGGACAGUGAACAAAGCAUCCAUUGCGACAUGGGCCGAAACCAAACGCAACCAAGCUGUGACCAAACACCACAGAAACUCCAGAACCAAAGAAACGCAGACCAAGACGCGAGUGGAUCCGAGCUGGACUCGUCCGACAGCGGUCAGCAGUCAAACCUGAUGUGCUCCAACAGUAGGUCUUCCACUCUUCAAAAACUCAAUCCCUUUAGCGUGGAAAGCCUUCUGUCGGACUCCAGGCCGAGGCGCAAGCCGCCAAUGGACUUCCCAGUACCGACACCACGGCCUUUGAUAGGGAAAGGACAUUUUUUACUGUACCCUAUUACACAACCUCUCGGUUUCAUUGUUCCACAGACUGCUUUGAAGAGCACAGCACCAGGUCCUGAUGCUGAAAAUGGCCAGAAAGGGCCAGCUACUGACAGUUCCUUUGCUGGAAACCUAGGACACAGGAACGCCAAGGACAACAGUGUAAACAGCGGCGCGCGAGCAAUCAAAGGCCAGGUCAGUCAGUCGGGCAACAUAACGUGUUCACCACAGAGCAGUUCACCACAGACUACCAUUAAUGGUCACUCGGCGGGCAGCUGUAACGAAAGAUGCCCACAAGAUAUAGAGUUAGACCUCGUCGAUCCAAAGUCUCCACAGUCGGAGAAAAAGGAGCAGUCGUUACCUGACUAUCCACCACAAAAUUCAGAAUCAGCGACAACCAACAAGGACACCGACAAAGACUCAGUUGACGUCGAUAUGGAAUAAAUGAAAUCAGAGUAGAAACUGAGGAGUGUGUCGAUAGCCUAUCGCUCGACACUUCUCCGCAGAUUAAGCGAAGAGGAAAAAAGUCGACAUAUCGAAACGUAUCGUUUUCAUUGACAUAUUUAUAUUCUGAUUAGGGGAAAUAUCUGUGUGAAUAAUUUGUGUAUGUGUGUGGUGGGCUAUCAAAUGUUUAUUGAACAAAUAGCAGCAGCUCCCUGUAUAAGAAACUGUAAAAAAAAAAAAAAAAAAAAAAAUACCAAGACAAAACCUCAAACGUUGUACAAAGUAUUAAGAUAUUUAUAUAUGUAAGUUUUUCAUAAAUAAAUCGAUUGUAUACAACAAACUUAAGCGUGCAUGGCCCUAAAUAGAGUUUAUAUUGUGGGCUAUAGCUCCUUCUCCCAAACCCUGUGUUGUAUUUUGUGUAUUGCUUUAACAAAUUUAUUCAUCUAUAAGCUACACUGAAAUGAGGUUACGAGCCGGAGGCGAAAAGACCCGUUCGACUCCUGCAGAGUUUUGAUAUGAAAGUAAUUAUUUUCCCGGUGGCUACUGCAGGGAUUCAGUUUAUUUUAGCCCAAAGGGUUAUAAUACAUUACCGAUUUCUAGUGAUAUGAAAUCACAUAAACUUCCAAGAAUAAUAGAAUUAGCAUGAAAGGCUGGGGUGUCAAAUUGAAAUACGAAAAUAAUAGCCCCGGCAGCUGGGAGUGUGUUUGUGCAUAUUGGAUAGGAGAUGGGAAUUCGUGGGGCGGAAUUUUCAUGAGCUUUUCACUUUGUCAGGGCCCUUGUAGCUGGCUAUAUUAAGAUAGAUGUUCGAUGAUAUCCCUCAUUGUUCUGUCGCUUAUAUUGAUGUUCCUGUGUUAUCAGCCUAUUGAUCAUGCGUCGGCCGUAAUAGGACGGGCGAAGCAAACGUGCCUAUUUACAAUAGCAGAACACAUUUGUUCUAAUAGGGUUGGCGGUCCCAUGGGACCCUGUGGGGGCUCCCAGACAUCUGCGCCUUGACAAUAUUAGCACUGCUGACCAGAUCUAAAGGCGAGGUAAGAAAAGCAGGCAAUAAAAUCAGAGAAUCAUUUUCGUGAGAAAUAUAACUGCACGGCAAAUACCAAUAAUGAAUUAGCAUUUUCAUUUUCCAAGGUGUUUAAUUUGGUCAUACGGACUCGUUUAUUGUCUUCUUAAACAUCUCCUGGUCGUCUCAUCACUUCCACUGGUCUUGAUUUGCAAAUAAAUUGAAAGUAAUCAGCGGGGCUGGCGCAAAUGAAUUUCUAAGCCAGUGUCUCUUUCAUAAUAUUUACAUAAUUUUCACCAGAGACUUAAGACUUAAGACUUGGCAUAUGGCGUCCAGGGCAAAUAGACUACACAAAAGUGGGCAAGGGGAGAGCAGAAAAGAUGUCAGGACAAUCAAUAAGAACAUAUUUUGCACACAGUGCGCCACAACAAUAAUGAUGAUGAUGGCCCGGAGUUGCUAUACAAAAACAAUAAUUAGCCUAUUUACGCGUUUCAUAUCGAAAGAUCCCGCGCUAUCUCAAAGUCAAGCAAAUAAAAUAUCUCUAUUUCAGUCAGUGAAUUGCCUUUUGUACAUAUAUACAUAUAAAAAAGCCAGUGUUUGGAAAAUGUUAGUUGUCUGGAGGUGUCCUUCAAUUUGCUGCUGUCUUUUCCUACUGGGGCGCGUUCAUGUUUAAUUCAUUUGCAAUCUGAAUAGGAGUAUCGCUGGCUGCACACUGGUGGCCUUAAGGUGAAAUUAGCGAUUUGCUUAAGUAGUUAAGCUUUUGCCUGAAAGCAGCACGCUGUAUGAUUCAGGACAAACUAUCAAUCGAUAUGGCCCAGGCAGCCUCCAGGAGAUGUGUCCUCCAUGAAUCAUACUUUAUGAAUUCAAUUUCUACCCGGAGAAAUUUUCAAUUUGAACGCUGGAUCAUUAUGGGAGAGUGUAAAUUGUUUUUGCUCUAUUAUGCAUCGGACGCCAUCAUUUUUCUUUCUAAUUACGGAGGUGUCAGGUCGGGCUGUCAUGCAGGCGCUGAUUUUCAAUUUAACUGAUCAUCAUGCAUUCAUUUUCCCAUUUGAUAAAUCUGCUAUCUCGACGCCGCGCCAUGCCUGGAAUGUUAAGAGAGAGAGAGAACAGCAAAGUAAUGGGGGUGUGUGUGCAGCAAUAAGUGCAGAUCAGGCAGCUAAUUUAGCACCUCCUGAUAUUCCAUCUCCAUUUCUCAUUUUCAACUCUCCGAGGAGAGAAAAGCAGCCCAAAGGCAGAAAGCUGGUAUUCAACAACAUCAGGGGUAAAACGACUCGGAAAACGCUUGUUUUCCUCAACACAUUUUCCAAAUUAGGAUAUCAAGCUUAAUUAAUGCUAAUUGAGUUCCUCAAUACGUGUUAUUUUUAUUUAAUAGAAUCAAAUUCGCGCAAUUAAUUAUGAAGGUGAUUUCAAGAGCCUCAUUUGCAACACCCAGUCUUAACCCCUCCCUGAGUGCUUUGUAGAUUAUUUUCUUUUGUCGUUUUAUAUUUCGCUAAACUCACAGAGCGCCUCGUAUACCUCGAGGACAGGUGCAAGGCCAACCGAAUAGUGAUUAUAUUCUGCUUCUCUAUUAGGGUGCACUGCUUUAACAUGGCUUUCCGAAUAAAUCUUCACGGAAUUAAAGCUCACUUGGUGUCUUUUUGCAUUUAAUUGUGG